AUGCGUAUCCUACUGAUUUUGCUUGUGUGGCUCGCCGCUGUCCUCGCCGCAUGUCCAGCUCGCGUGCGCAAGCCGUGGGAGGCGCUGCCAGCCUCGGAGCAGGCUCUCUUCCUACGUGCGUUGACGCUGUCGAUGGACCGCGGCUACUACGCGCGCUUCGUCGCGCUGCACGCGGACGAGAUGACCAACCGCGAGGCCCACAACUCGUGCGUCUUUCUCUUUUGGCACCGCAAGUUUCUCCUCGGAUUCGAGACCAUGCUGCGGUCGCUCAGCGACGAGUUUGCUUGCGUGACUUUGCCGUAUUUCGACUAUGUGCAGCACAACCUCGAUUACGUGAGCCGCAAGUGCACGACGAUUGCGUCCUGCGCCACGAUCCUCGGCGCGUUUGGCGGCAGCGGGCCCUCGGUGCCGUCGCGGCCGGCGUCGCAAAUCCUCGGGCACCGCUUUCCCGGGUCCCAGUGCAUCUCGGCGUCGCCAGCCUCGCAUUUCUGCGCGCCGGGGACGACAAGUUGCAUGCGCUGCGUGCCGCGCGGUCCGUGGGCGUCCACGUACUUUAGCCCCGACCUCAACUUCAACCGCGUCAAGCAAAGCGUCUUUGCUGGCCGUUCGAUGACGGCGGUCACGGCGGCGAUCGAAGCGUCGCCGCACGACUCGAUGCACGCGACGCUCGGCGGCGCGAUGGCCAACCUCUUUGUCUCGGCCGCAGAUCCGAUCUUUUUCGCCCACCACGCGACGAUUGACGUGCUGUUGAGCAUCUACCACGAGUGCCUCUCGCGCCAAAUUGGCGCCGCCGAAGCCAAGUCGGUGUCGGACCCACGCGUCUUUGAAGGCUGCGUUGUCAACAACGCGCCGCUGACGGCCAACUCGCGCGUGCUGCGGCUCGCGUCGACGCCCGAGUUGCCGUUCUUUGACAACGUCCCUCUCACGUACGGUGGCUGGGUGGAUGCGACGCAGCUCGGCAACAGCAGCUACAGCUACGAGCUCCACGGGCUGCUUGGUACGCUCUAUACGCAGUGCGAUGCCGCGGGCACGACGACCAACGUGGCGGCGAGACGCUUGACGAGACACACGGUGCGUCACUCGAGUUCGGGCGAUGCAAAAGCGUUUCUCGCGUGGCGCGCGGCCAUUUACGCGGCGGCAACGUCGCAGGCGCUGGCGCCAAGCGCGAUCGAAGACGAAGUGGAGAAGAUGAUGGUGGUGCUCUACGAACACUGUCUUCCGGGGGUGGUCGUCGACUACCCGACGGCCUUCAAGUCGAUGUGGCGCAUCAAGCGGCCGGCGACAUCCAAGGCGCUCCUCGACGGCAUCACGUCGGGCGCCAACCCGAUCCGCAUUAACGACUGGACCCAGAUCAACCAACGGUACUACAACUGCUCGGGCGCGCCACAAGCGUAG
Molecule: messenger RNA, 1395 nt
Organism: Saprolegnia parasitica CBS 223.65
Lineage: Eukaryota; Oomycota; Saprolegniomycetes; Saprolegniales; Saprolegniaceae
Exons: 1
Coding region: 1-1395 (464 amino acids)
Molecular function (GO): oxidoreductase activity
Source: RefSeq, a predicted model, not a curated record